This is a messenger RNA of Sciurus carolinensis (gray squirrel), 1146 nucleotides long. RefSeq names its product spermatogenic leucine zipper 1 (gene Spz1). Gene Ontology annotation, cellular component: nucleus. The coding region runs from base 1 to 1146 and encodes 381 amino acids. The transcript has a single exon. Gene Ontology annotation, molecular function: DNA-binding transcription factor activity. NCBI's taxonomy places the organism in Eukaryota, Metazoa, Chordata, Mammalia, Rodentia, Sciuridae. The record is from RefSeq and is a predicted model, not a curated record.
AUGGCCAGCUCUGAGAGCUCAGCUGAGACGUCUACCCCCUCCCAAGCCUGUGAUCCUACUCCUACUCUUCAUGAACAGAUUCUGAACUCUGGGAUUACUAUUGCUUUAUUCGAAAUUGGAUCACUUCCCUCUUCAUGCUGGGGCUCCCCUCCUUCCCUAAUAAAAGAUAGCCAAAUUUUAACAGGACCACAGACUGCCCAGACGUUUGAAAAUCUCAUAAGAGAACUUGGAGAUAUUCUUAACAUUGUGACAGGCUUUGAAGAGAAGAUCACAGAAGCAAAGGAAACUUCUGAGGAAACCAUUAUUUCUGAGGAUGUGUUAGAACUUACAGAAAAAAUCAGAGAAUUUGGCAAAACAAAUAAAACACUAUUGAAAAACCUGCUCAUUAAUUCAGUUCCAGAGGAAGAACAGAAGGCAAAGAAACAGGAGGUGGUCUGUGAGAACCAGAGUCCCAAGAACAAGGUACAAGUUUCUGUAAGGGAUUUGGCAGAUUGUUCAGAAGAAAAAAGAGUCCUUAAUGAAACCCAACCAAGUGAAGAAGAAGGAAAGUAUGUAUCCCCUCAUGCUCAAGAAGAAAAUAUUAAACUUCUGAACAACAUGGAAAAAUUACUACAAGAAGCAGAACACUGGAGUAAGCAACAUUCCGAGCUCCACGGACUCAUACAGUCCUAUCAGAAAUCCCAGAAAGACAGAAGAGACAGUCUUAAAAUUAAUCAAGCUAUUCUCAAAACGGAACCAAAUAAUCAGGUGUCCAUUAAGAAUGAACUGGAAGAGCAAGUGAAGAAACUGAACCACGACACCUAUUCUCUGCACUUGAUUGCAGCUUUGUUGGACAACGAAUGCCAAAUCUUACAGAAGAGAGUAGAGCUCCUCAAGGAACUCCAUCAGCACCAAGAGGAAAGUCCACUGGAGAAGCUGAACCAGAUAUACCCCAAGCAGAUCAUGAAAAAACGGAAGACAUGGGAAUUAGAGCAAGUAGAAACUAAUAAGGAGAACAAGCAAGAAACAGGAGGUAUAGUUCAGAAAAAAAUCGGAGUCUCCAGAAGCCUGGAUGUUUGUCUUAAUAAGAAAGCUCGUAAUAACCAGCUCAAUAAUCAUAUUGCAAGAGGUCUAAGAAAAAAGAGGCCGGCCAGCAGCUUGAGAUAG